Henningerozyma blattae CBS 6284 is the source of this 462-nucleotide messenger RNA. It is a transcript of the gene SPC19, whose product is annotated as Spc19p. NCBI's taxonomy places the organism in Eukaryota, Fungi, Ascomycota, Saccharomycetes, Saccharomycetales, Saccharomycetaceae. Bases 1 to 462 code for a protein of 153 amino acids. The transcript has a single exon. Gene Ontology annotation, biological process: attachment of spindle microtubules to kinetochore. The record is from RefSeq and is a predicted model, not a curated record. Gene Ontology annotation, cellular component: DASH complex; spindle microtubule.
AUGUCGAGGAGUCUUACAACUUGUGUAAGUUUAUUGAAGUCGAUCGUUAAUAAUGCAUCGUCAACAAAUGAAAUACUGCGCAGUGAUCCAAAUAAUUCAGCCGAUUAUUUGAAAACACAUCGAGUUUUCGAAUUGAUCACAGAAUAUGAUGUUGAACAAGCAAGAAUUGGACAAAUACAGCAGCAAAGUGAAUUGUUACAAAAAUUAUAUACAAAAAUAGGAGGGAAGUUGAAUCUUUUAAGUGGUGAAUUACCCAAGCUUCAGCAACAGCGGGCUCUUUUACAAGCUCGAUUAGAACGAAAUAAUAGUUCAAUUAGAGAUGAAGAAAGUCUGGAAAAUGCAGAAGAACUUGUUACAAUGUCAAAUGCCACAGAGGAAGAAGUUUCUAAACUUCAAUCAUUAAAGGCAAAGCGCUUGGAAUUGCAGAAACAAUUGGACUCCAUUAAUCAACAAGACACAUAA